Linum trigynum is the source of this 3173-nucleotide messenger RNA. The record is from the annotation of a GenBank genome assembly. NCBI's taxonomy places the organism in Eukaryota, Viridiplantae, Streptophyta, Magnoliopsida, Malpighiales, Linaceae.
CGCUAAUCAACUCGACGAAGAGCAAGCAGACGACAAAUUAUUAUCCUUAGCGGUGGGAUUCGCGGGGGAAAAAAUGAUACCCUUAGCGUAGCGAGCAUCGAAACUAUUCUGAAGCACCAAAGCCGGCGAGAAAUUGUGAAUCCUGGACUGGAUGAAGAACUCAACGUGACAACACUCCCAGUCUCUGAUCAACAUUCAACAAAGCUUUGAUUGAGUGAGAUUUGCAGCUUGAUGAUGCCAUCAAUCACGUCAUCAUUUGUACUGUUGCGACCUUUCGGCUUCCUUGUAUAAAUCCAUUCAAUCAGUAGGAAAAUUUCUGGUCUGUCUGCUUUACUUUUCUUCAAUUCCUUGGUCGUCACCAAAUACUACUACCUGCUCCAUUCAAUCCUCUGCCUGUGCUGUGCACUGACGACUGUUUGCAGUAAAUUUCAAGAGAAAGAGUCACCACUCACCAUGGCCCUCCUGCCCUUUGACUUUCUAUGUUCAAACCAAGCAUGUCCACAAAUCUCUCACAUGGGUCUCAUAAAUGUGAAGCCUUGAAUCAACUCAUCUUCUUCGGCUACGGUUGACCAUUAACCCUCCAAAGACAGACAGGAAAAAAAAAGCAGAGCUUUCAUCAAAUCUCAGAUGGUGGGUUGCAGUGCUGACGGGAAGCUGAAUGAGGAGAUGUACACUCGUCCCCUCCCGUGGAUCGGGCUCUACGUAGCAGCAGCAUCGCUCGCAUGCGCAAUCGCCAUGGCAGCCGACCUCAUCCACGGCAUCCGCAACAGGAGGUUCUGGUUCCCCACCAAGUUCUUCUCCAUCAACGCCACUUCUCUCACAAUCAUCACAGUAGCGGUCAAAUUCUCCGUCGACCUCAACACUCCCAUGCCCAGCCGAGUCGACCAGCUCACCAAGCUCAGCAGCGGAGUCCUGCUCUGCGUGGUCAUCGCAAACUCCAUGCCGUCCCUCGGCACGGUCACCAACAAAGAAAUCAUGAUGAACAUCAUCGCCUUCGCGAUCUUGGUCGUCACGGUCUUCGUCAACAUCGCCAUCCAGUUGAUCACGGGAGUGAUCUACAUCUGCUGGAGGGAGCACGUUGCCGUGAUGGGUUUGAUGCUUCUUAUGCUCAUCAUACUAGGCUUCUCCGCUCUCGCCGUGCCUACGACCAAGACAGAGUUGGAGUUCAAGUACAAGAAAAGAUGCGACAUGGCUAUGCAAGAAGGGUCCAAAGAUAUGAACAGAAGAACGCCAGAGGAACUCAAAGAGGACCUGAUGAAGUUCUGGAUCAUGGCGCAUACCAGUAGCCCCCAGUUUGUGAUGGGCCGUUCAGUGACGUGUACGGCGUCCGGCGCGCUGUGUCUUCUCGGCGCCGCAGUUCUGGGAGAGGCGAUGUUGAGGUCGUUUUUCACACCCUGGUCGUUUGAGUUCUGUGCAGGGGAGUCUGACUACAAAUGGUCGACGACUUUAGUUCUCAUAUCGCAGACGGUGGCAGUGGGAGUUGGUACGGUUGCUCCGGCUGUGAGAUGGUUCACUGCGGUGUCCUUCAGGUGCCCGAGAAAUGGGAAGAAGAAGAGCAACAAUGGAGGAGGAGGGUAUUUCAGAGUGGAGAAGUACUGGAUUCAGUUGUUGGUGGAAUUCAAAGAGUGUCCGUUUAUACAGAUUGAAAGCAAGCAGCUUAGGAAGGUUGCUCAUGAUGCCAAGCGCAGAUUCUUCGAUACGUGCAUUGGGGCUCAAAUCGGGAUAGUAAUGGUGUGCAAGUUGAUUCAGUUCAUCUCCAUCUUCUGCGCGGGAAGGAUUGUCUAUGUCUGUGAUUCCUGCAGCAAGUUGAAGAGUUUGUUACCAAGAAAUAGCAUUUCGGUUGAACCAGGAAUCGAGAGGAGAACAAAGGAUGAAAACAAAAUUGAUUUGAGCCGGUUCGUUCUGCAUCUAGAGGGCGAGGACGAGCUAGUGGAAAUGACAAUGAGGAAGAAUUGUACUGCUACGGCUCACUGGUUGCAAAAGGGGAGAAAGAGAAAGCCGAAACAUCUUACUAAUCUGUUGAGGAGAGCAAGCUUCGCAGAAGGAUUUAAAGGUGUGAGGGAAUUCGACUGCGAACAAGUUUGCAGCUUGGAAUGUAAUGAGCCUCCCCAUUGUUGGUCUCUCCCUAUAGUGACUCUUACAGCAAUUGCAGUUGCGCUUCCGAAUGUGGACACUCAUUCGGCUAACCAGUUGAUACGCAGCGUCCAUGAGGGCCUCGUGUAUGUCAGGCUCGUGGAAGAGCACCAGGAUGGAAGAGAAGAGCUGAGUAACGUGAUAAGAGCGGCAUUUCAUGUGUGGGCAGGUGUCGACAUCUACCAUAAAUGGUGUGGCGUGGAUCUGAAUGAACUGUCCCUGAAAUCAGAAACCACGAAAGAAGUACUGGAAGGGCUGGCAGAAACUGGGAAGAACAAGCUAACAGAGUUUAGGAAAUCUUAUCCAAGUCAAUGUCCGAGGGAAACCCCCUCGGAGUGGCACGCCAAGGCACUGGCGGCUAAUUCCAUGUACAGAAUAAGCAGCACGAUUCUGCAGAAUCAUCACAGGGACAGCACCGGUUCAGGGGAGAGGUUGUUUGCAACACUCAGCGUGCUGAUCUCCGAUAUAUUGGCAGCUUGCCUAACUAAUUUGAGGCCAGUGAUAUUCUGCAAGUGUUUGAAGAGCACAAUUGAAGAGAGGAAAGUUAGUGUGAGGGAAGCAGUGUACCUACUAGGCGAGACGGAAGAGAUAGUGAAGCUUCUUGACAAAAGUACACUGUCCGUUGUUUACUGUGACAAAAUCAGUAGCGUCGGUGACUGGCAUUCCUUACACAAAGCGAGUAAACCUCUGGCAAUCAUUGAUCAUCCAGCACUGGACGAUGCCGAUUUGUUCAAUGUGGGAGAUACAUAUUUAGCGAUCGACUGAAACUACUUGCUACUGGUAACUUUGUGCAUAUGCAGAGUAAUAUUUCGAUGUAAGAAUCUAAAUUUUGUAGCGGCUGCAAAUCAUGGACAAUUAUGUAAUAUUGCUUAUCAAAGUGUAUGAUAACAAUCAACUAUGUAAAUAUUGCCCGUCAAAGUACAUCAUACUAAUGCCUGGCACAAUCAGCAUCUCAUCACUAAAGCAAAACAGAUAAGUAAAUGGGAAAGCUGAAACAUGCCUAUGCUUAUAAGAAUUCUGACUAAAAUGUAUAUUAUACA